UUUUUUUUAUUUUUUAAAAGUCUUGUGAUUAUCCACGAGUUUCGGUGCCUGGUGUUGUUUUAUCAUGUCCUCGCCACAUUCCGAGUCUCCGUCCCACAGCUCAGCGCGCACAGAAGCAAAGGAGCCAACUGCUGUUAAGACGGACCAGAAGUUGAAUAUUCCCAAAGAUGACUUUGUGAUGACCAUGAAAAGGUCUUUGAAGUUACCUAGACCACGUUUUGAUGUGUCUUUGUUUUACCUUACUCGAAAAUUCAUGGACCUCAUCAGAGUUGCCCCAGAGGGUAUUUUGGAUCUAAAUGAUGUUGCUAAGUUACUGGGGGUACGAAAGAGGAGAGUUUAUGACAUUACUAAUGUACUUGAUGGAAUCAAUCUGGUUCAGAAGAAAUCAAAAAACCUUGUGCAGUGGAUAGGGGCUGAUCUAACUAAUGCUGGCACUAAGGUUCCUGAGCAGCAGAGGCUUCAGAAUGAAUUAAGUGAUCUUUCUACCAUGGAAGAGGGCCUGGAUGAGUUGAUCAGAGACUGCGCUAACCAGUUGUUCCGAUUAACAGAGGAUAAAAUUAACAUGAAAUUGGCAUAUGUAACUUAUCAAGAUUUACACAACAUCAAGUCUUACAAUGAACAGAUUGUCUUGGCAAUCAAAGCUCCUGAAGAAACCAAACUAGAAGUGCCACAUCCCACCAACAAGUCCAUAGGGAUGCAUAUAAAGAGUACAAAGGGGCCAAUCGAUGUUUACUUGUGUGAAAUUGAAGACAAAACAGAGAAUUCUUUUGAGCAAUUGACAAAAACUGUUAAGAUGGAAACAGAAACUAUCCUUAUUGAUGACGAUUGAUUUUCAUAUGAUUUUUGAAAAUCCAACUGGCUUAUCCAUGCAGUGAGCUUUUGCACUGUCACUUUUUGAAGCAUACUGUAUAUACGACUGUUCAACGACUUUUCCAAAGUGUCCAAGCUUUAAAGGAGGAAAGCAAGAUUCACUUCAUUACAGGAGUUAAUAUUCCAUCGCUAAAUUUAACCUGAUUUGAAAUGGGAUUUAAAUAUGAAUAUGUAAAGGCAUGUAACAGGUUUAUAUCACCCAUUACACCUUUCUUAUUUUUUGGAUGAUGUCUCUAUAAAGUUAUACAAAUAUAAGGACAGAACCAGUUAUGCUUAAAGGGACAUGAAACCCUAAUUUUUUCUUUCAUGGUCCAAAUAGAAGAUAGGAUUUUCAAGUUCUCUUGGUAUUCUUUGCUGAUGGAGCAACAAUGCACUACUAGGAGCAAGCUGAACACCUUGGGUGAGCCAAUGACAGGAGGCAUGUGCAGCCACCAUCAGCAGCUAGCUCCCAGUGUGCAUUGCUGCUCCUGAGCCUAUGUAUGUUUUUCAACAAUGGAUACCAACAUGACCAAGCAAAUUAGAUAAUAUAAAUACAUUUGAACUUUGUUUAAAAUAGCAUGUUCUGUCUGAAUCAUGGAAGUUUAAUUUGGUCUUUAUUAUACCUUUUAAAUAGAGAAAUUCUGGCUUUGUUGAAGCAUUUGCAAUGGGAUUGCCUUCCUGUUUUAAGUAUGUAUUUUAGUUGUGUCUUCUCAUGUUUAUACUAUAGCUAUUAUGGAAGUAGCUAUUUGCCUUGGGAUUAGGCUACGGUGCACUUGCAUGGAGUGUACCAUCUGCAAGAAAAACUACAACAUAGAGGAAAAUCAUGAUUUCAACUUUUCAAGGACUUAGCAAUGUGCUUUUAAUGUAUUCCAGUUACAGAUUUUGUGGGCACCUUUAUUGUAUAUAAAUAUAUAUAUGUAAAUAUUUUUGUAGAUAUGUUAAUAUUCUGAAUGCAAACUGAUAUUUUGGAAAAAGUCUUUCCAUUUUCUUUAUAUAUAUCUGGCAUAGUGAGAAUUAUCAAUUAGAGGCCAGAUUUUUUUUCCAUCAUAAUUAGUAAUGCAAACGUUUUUCUUCUAAACUUGCUUUUGGGGAAAAUCAUAUCUUUUAUUAAAGUUCUAUCACAUCAUUGUGUACCUACCAGUGGGCAGAGAAUGCUGUAAGACACGUCCUUGCAUGUUUGCUUGGUGGUCUUGGGAAGCCAGCUAGGAAUCAUGUGACGCCACUGGUACUAAGAGCAUGUUUUUACAACUGUACUUAAAGGGACAUGAAAUCCAACGUUUUUCUUUCAUGCUUCAGAUAGAGCAUGUCAUUUUAAAUAACUUUCCCAUUUAUUUCUAUUAUCUAAUUUGUCUUGUUCACUUUAUAUAAUUUGUUGAAAAGUACACCUAGGUAGGCUCAAAAGCUGCUUGAUUGGUGGCUGCACAAAUAUGCCUCUUGUCAUUGGGUUGCAGCUAUCUCCCAGUAGUGCAUUGCUGCUCCUUAAACAAAGGAUACCAAGAGAAUGAAGCAAAUUAGAUAAUAGAAGUAAAUUGGAAAGUUGUUUAAGAUUGUAUGUUCUAUCUGAAUUAUGAGAGAAAAAAUGGGUUUCAUGUCCCUUUAACGUAGGUUGUUUGCAUACUAAUAGGUACAUUUUAUUUAAUAUAAAUAUAGUUGAAAAAAAAUGUCCUUUUGCAAACAAGGUUAUUGUACAAAACUAAAUAUUGGGUUUACAUGAAUUAUGCACUGAAAUCGACAGGUAGUUUGGUAUCAGUGUAAUCGAAUGUCAUCAUGAAUGCUAUUUUAUUUAUGAAUUAUUGAGAGAAGUAGUUUCUUGCCAGAAGAAUUUUCACAGAUCAUGUGCAAGCAAGAUGCAUACCCAGUGCUAGUGCAUUAACACCCUGACUGCCAAAUGAUCUUCAGCAGCCAAUGAAUUUGUAUGGAUGUAGCAUCGUACUUUUUUUUUGUCUUUUGUAUAUUUAAUUUUUAACUCAUUUGGAAUUUAUAUUUGAGACUUUAUUAAAUCAUGUCAAGUAAUUUAA
Messenger RNA from Bombina bombina (fire-bellied toad), 2867 nucleotides. It is a transcript of the gene E2F6, whose product is annotated as E2F transcription factor 6. Gene Ontology annotation, cellular component: RNA polymerase II transcription regulator complex. The transcript has 7 exons. Gene Ontology annotation, molecular function: RNA polymerase II cis-regulatory region sequence-specific DNA binding; DNA-binding transcription factor activity, RNA polymerase II-specific; protein dimerization activity. Gene Ontology annotation, biological process: regulation of transcription by RNA polymerase II. Lineage: Eukaryota; Metazoa; Chordata; Amphibia; Anura; Bombinatoridae. Bases 65 to 829 code for a protein of 254 amino acids. The record is from RefSeq and is a predicted model, not a curated record.